AACCCUUGAAAUAUGGUUUCGUCCUGCUUUAUAUAUAAAGCCACAUGGCUGAAUGAUACAAUGUGUUGAAAAAACCUCUUACAAAGCCGAUCAAAAUAAAAACCGAUAAACAAAGAAAGCAACGGAAAACAAUGAGCAAGUGAUGCACUAUUGGACGCCACCAUCCGGGAGGAUGAGCACUGGAGGGGCUGAACCACACACAAAAAAAAAAGCACCACGGAAGCCAACCAAGAAUGAACUCGCGUCUCGUAGAGGAACCACCGGACUUCGCCGCACUGCCCACACCAAACUGUUACCGAAGAGGCUCUCCGCCCUCUUGCUCCAUGACGUGGAGCGUCGACCAUGUCAGCGAGCAGAAAGAUCCCAAAAUACUGGCGAUGAGACUGCCACACACGAAGAUGCUUCAAACAAUGAUCCAAGCCUCCCAAAGACGUCGCCGUGCCGUAACCGGAAGGAACCUGAGCUCCCCGACAACGUCCCCAAGAGGGUGACCACACAACACGUCACUGCUGUUGCCGAAUCCAGAGGAGAAAAGAACGGAGCCCACGGUAGCGCCAUGGUACAGCAAGGAGCUCAGGGGCAAACAGCCACACACCCACUAGUUCACGCAAGGAUGAAGCCGGGUUGUUCUCGGCUUCUUUUUAUCUGCCUUUCGGCGACAUGGGUGCUGGCCACGGCCGAUGUACGGGCAGGCCAGCGUCCUGGCUGCCCGGCGAAGUGCGGCGACGUCGCAAUCCCAUUCCCGUUCGGCAUCGGUGAGCACUGUGCGUUGCACAACGGCUUUAACCUUGGCUGCACGAGCAUCAACAGCACCACGAAGCCUCGUACGGGUCCAUUCGAGGUGACCGAUAUCUCCGUCCCCGACAACAAGAUCCGGAUAAAAAUGGGCUUCUCCUGGCAGUGCUACUCCCCAGCUACUCGCAGUAUGAAUUACUUUGAUGCAUGGUUGAGCUUCACCAAUACACCAUUCUCGAUAUCGGAAGUGGAUAACAAAAUUACCGUCAUCGGAUGCAAUGCUCUCGCUUAUAUGAGGAGCUCUUCUUACGUAAUAGGUUGCUAUUCCACAUGCAAGAAUUUCACCCUCGAGAAUGGCAAAUGCUCUGGCGCUGGCUGUUGUCAAGCCGAUGUCCCAAAGGGCAUACAGUAUUAUCGUGGCUAUUUCAACGAAAACUACAACACUACUCAAAUAUGGCAAGCCAAUCCUUGCAAUUACAUGGCACUGAUGGAUAAGGCAGCUUUCAGUUUCAACACCAGCUAUGUCAAAUCCAAAGUGUUCUAUGAGACAUACAAGGGGGGAGUCCCUCUUGUCGCGAACUGGGUAAUAAGACCGUGGACUUGCAAGGCAGCUAAAAAGAACAUGAGUACCUAUGCGUGCCUCAGCAGCCAUAGUGCGUGUGUUGAUUCCACCACCAACGAUCCAGGUUACCAUUGCAAGUGCUCCAAUGGGUACAAAGGCAACCCUUACAUCACAGCUGGAUGCCAAGAUAUUGACGAGUGCCGUGAAAAAUCUAAUCCUUGCGGCCCAGGGAUCUGCAAGAAUACGCAGGGGAAAUACAGUUGCUCAUGCCACCCUGGGAACUAUAUGGCAAAUGGUGUCUGCGUACCAAUUCCAAAGUCUCCCCAUUUUCCUGCGGUGCCAGUCGUAGGUGCAAGUGUUGGGCUCGUCAUCAUUGUGAUUGUUAUUGCCUUUGCAUGCUUCAUCCAAGAGAGACGGAAGCUACAGAACAUGAAACAGAACUACUUCCGGCAGCAUGGUGGCCUCAUACUAUUUGAAGAGAUGAAGUCGAAGCAAGGCCUUACAUUCAAAAUCUUCUCAGAGGAAGAACUGCAACAAGCCACGAACAAGUUCAGUGAACAACAAGUCUUAGGUCAUGGGGGGCAUGGGACUGUGUAUAAGGGACUUUUCAACCGCAACGUGGAGGUGGCGGUCAAGAGAUGCAUGACCAUCAACGAGCAACACAAGAAGGAGUUCGGUAAGGAGAUGCUAAUCCUAUCCCAAAUCAACCACAAAAACAUUGUGAAACUUCUGGGAUGCUGCCUCGAAGUGGAAGUCCCCAUGUUGGUUUAUGAGUUCGUCCCAAACGGCACUCUUUACCAUCUCAUCCACGGCAACCAUGGCCGACGUAUCCCCUUAGCCACUCGCUUGGGGAUCGCUCAUGAGUCCGCGGACGCGCUCUCCUACCUUCACUCAUCCACUUCGACACCAAUCCUUCAUGGUGAUGUCAAGUCCUCCAAUAUCCUCCUUGAUGGCGACUACAAGGCUAAAGUCUCCGACUUCGGUGCCUCUAUCCUGGCACCAACCGAUGAGUCACAAUUUGUCACACUUGUACAAGGGACGUGCGGGUACCUUGACCCGGAGUACAUGCAAACAUGCCAGUUGACAGACAAGAGUGACGUGUACAGCUUUGGUGUCGUUCUUCUGGAGCUGCUCACGGGGAAGAAGCCCUUUAGUCUUGAUGCCUCUGACCAAGAGAAGAGCCUAUCAAUGAUGUUUAUGUCUGCAGUGAAGGAGAAUAAGCUUCAGGAGAUCUUGGAUGAUGGGAUCAAGCAAGACAACAUGGAGGUUCUUGAAGAGAUCGCGGAGCUAGCGAAGCAAUGCUUGGAGAUGUGUGGUACGAAUAGGCCAUCAAUGAAGGAAGUUGCGGAGAAGCUUGAUAGGUUGAGGAAGGUGAUGCAACAUCCCUGGGUGCAACUGCAGCAAGACCCUGAAGAGAAUGAAAGUUUACUUGGGCAGCGAUCGGCAAUGGUCAACUCAACGGUUGUUAGUGCUGAAUAUUUUAGCAUCGAGAAGGAAGCAGUGACGAGUCUGGGAUCUGGCCGAUGAGUAAUCGUACCUUAGACCUGUCCUGGUGCAAGUAUCAUAAAGGGUAUCAAUGCAGUGCCACCUAAGGAAAACGAUGAUGCGGCAUUGCAAUUAAGAAUGUGAGAGAAGAUUGUAGCAUCAUAUUGUGGAACAGUAUAACACAUUAAACGAGAAAAAUUUAUAAGAAAUAGAUCAUAUCCACAACUUUAUGUUUGGAAUUGGAUUCUACAAAUGGAUAAAUGAAAUGAUAAUAUGAUGCUAUGCAGUGUGAAUACAGUAAUUAAAGUAGUAUCAUGCACUGUGAUAUAUAUUAUGCAGUGCGAGUGACCUUAUUGUAAUAUAAUCAAUCAGUUUGUCUAUCUUUAUUGUCUGUUUCUCAUAAACUGUCGAUCGUAAUAUCAUCGUAUAUUAUCAUGGAGACGGAUGGUAAAUGUUUGACUUACCUUUUAAAUUCAAUGUAAAGGAACUAAAUAUUUUUGCAUUACGAGUACCGAGUUUUUAUCAAGAUAGGUCAAAUAUUGUUAUCAAUGCAA
Messenger RNA from Triticum dicoccoides, 3336 nucleotides. Its product is annotated as wall-associated receptor kinase 3-like. Gene Ontology annotation, cellular component: plasma membrane. Bases 143 to 2824 code for a protein of 893 amino acids. Gene Ontology annotation, biological process: protein phosphorylation; cell surface receptor signaling pathway. Gene Ontology annotation, molecular function: ATP binding; calcium ion binding; polysaccharide binding. Lineage: Eukaryota; Viridiplantae; Streptophyta; Magnoliopsida; Poales; Poaceae. The record is from RefSeq and is a predicted model, not a curated record. The transcript is spliced from 5 exons.